Molecule: messenger RNA, 4590 nt
Organism: Siniperca chuatsi (mandarin fish)
Lineage: Eukaryota; Metazoa; Chordata; Actinopteri; Centrarchiformes; Sinipercidae
Gene: arnt2
Product: aryl-hydrocarbon receptor nuclear translocator 2
Exons: 20
Coding region: 249-2447 (732 amino acids)
Biological process (GO): regulation of transcription by RNA polymerase II
Cellular component (GO): nucleus; transcription regulator complex; aryl hydrocarbon receptor complex
Molecular function (GO): protein dimerization activity; DNA-binding transcription factor activity, RNA polymerase II-specific; RNA polymerase II cis-regulatory region sequence-specific DNA binding
Source: RefSeq, a predicted model, not a curated record
UUUUAUUAAGUCUGGUCUUGGAGAAAAAUUUCAUUCAACAUACACUAUUUUAUUACGCACAGAAACAGGCCUUUGUUAGUCGACGGAAUCCAGAUUAGUUUUCCUCCGCAUUAACGGAUGUGAGGCUGUUGGACCGAGCCUCGCGUGCCAAUCCCGCGGAGUUUAGACGUCUCUCACUGGGGCUCUCUAGUCGUAUUGUGCGUCAUCUCCAUCGCUGCCGUUUUGUUAUUUUUCUGCAUUGAGGAAACAUGGCAACUCCCGCCGCGGUCAACCCGUCCGAGAUGGGAAGUGAGUUGCCAGGGACAGUAGCGAUGCCGGGAGCAGUUGGGGCUGGCCAGGUGAGGAUGGGAGGAGCCGUGCCAGGCCGUGGGGGGAAGAGGAGAUCAGGAGGAAUGGACUUUGAUGAUGAAGACGGAGAGGGACCUAGCAAAUUUUCAAGGUAUGAUGAUGAUCAGAUUCCUGGUGGGGAUAAGGAGAGAUACGCCAGAGAGAACCACAGUGAGAUUGAGCGACGCCGGCGCAACAAAAUGACCCAGUACAUCACUGAGCUGUCAGACAUGGUCCCUACCUGCAGCGCCCUGGCCCGAAAACCUGAUAAGCUGACCAUCCUGCGUAUGGCUGUCUCCCAUAUGAAAUCCAUGAGGGGCACUGGCAACACGUCCACUGAUGGGGCCUAUAAGCCCUCCUUUCUCACUGAACAGGAACUAAAGCAUCUGAUCCUGGAGGCGGCGGACGGCUUCCUGUUUGUGGUUGCUGCAGAGACGGGUCGGGUGAUCUACGUGUCGGACUCGGUGACACCGGUGCUGAACCAUCCCCAGUCAGAGUGGUUUGGCAGCACUCUGUAUGAACAGGUCCACCCUGACGACGUGGACAAGCUAAGGGAACAGCUCAGCACUUCAGAAAACUCCAUGACAGGACGGAUUCUGGACCUGAAGACAGGAACAGUGAAGAAGGAGGGACAGCAGUCCUCCAUGAGGAUGUGCAUGGGCUCCCGACGCUCCUUCAUCUGCCGCAUGAGGUGCGGUAGUGCUCCUCUGGAUCACAUCUCCCUAAACCGUCUGUCUAACAUGAGGAAGAGAUACAGGAAUGGCCUUGGACCCUCAAAAGAAGGAGAGGCUCAGUACUCUGUGGUCCAUUGCACUGGCUACAUCAAAGCCUGGCCCCCUGCUGGUAUGACUAUACCAGAAGAAGACACAGAGGCAGGUCAGACUGGAAAAUACUGCCUAGUGGCCAUAGGAAGACUGCAGGUGACCAGCUCUCCAGUCUCAAUGGAUAUGAACGGCCUGUCGGUGCCUACAGAGUUCCUGUCACGUCACAACUCGGAUGGUGUCAUCACUUUCGUCGAUCCGCGCUGCAUCAACGUCAUUGGUUAUCAGCCUCAGGACCUGCUGGGGAAAGAUAUCCUGGAAUUCUGCCAUCCUGAGGACCAGAGUCACCUAAGAGAAAGUUUCCAACAGGUGGUGAAGUUGAAGGGUCAGGUUCUUUCUGUAAUGUAUCGUUUCCGUAUGAAGAACAGGGAGUGGAUGCUGAUCCGAACCAGCAGCUUCACCUUCCAGAACCCAUAUUCUGAUGAGAUAGAGUACAUCAUCUGCACCAACACCAACGUCAAGCAGCUACAGCAGCAGCAGCAGGCAGAACUGGAGGUUCACCAGAGAGAUGGACUGACUGCCUACGAUCUUUCCCAGGUGCCUGUGGCCAGUGUCAGCAGUGGAGUCCAUGAGGCAGGGAAGAGCAUCGACAAGACAGAGGCCCUAUUCUCCCAAGAGAGAGACCCGCGCUUUGCUGAGAUGUACACCAGCAUCUCUGGCUCGGGAGAUAAGAAGAUGAUGGUUCCUUCCUCUACAGCUGGAGGACAACAGCUCUACUCGCAGAGCUCUCCCUUCCAGCAGGGACACUCUGGCAAAAGCUUCAGUUCCUCUGUGAUUCAUGUCCCCGGAGUGAAUGACAUCCAGCCAUCAGGCUCAUCCAAUCAGAAUCUAGCUCAGAUCUCCAGACAGCUCAACCCAGGCCAGGUGGCAUGGUCAGGCAACCGACCCCCCUUCUCUGGACAGUCUAGUAAAGCCCAGUCCAGUCCAUUUGGUAUUGGUUCUGGUCACAGCUACCAGACUGACCCGGCCUCCUACAGUCCCCUGUCGUCCCCAGCCACUUCCUCCCCCAGCGGCAACGCCUACUCUGGACUGACAAACCGCAGUACAGCUUUUGAUGUGUCGGGGGAGAGCAGUCAGAGUGGAGCCCAGUUCCAAGGUCGUCCCAGUGAGGUCUGGUCCCAGUGGCAGAACCAGCAUCACUCCCAGCAGGCCGGGGAACAGCACACACACCCCAACCCCAGCCAGACAGAAGUCUUCCAGGACAUGUUACCCAUGGCUGGAGAUCCCACCCAGGGAACAGCCAACUACAACAUUGAGGACUUCGCUGACCUCGGCAUGUUCCCACCCUUCUCUGAGUAAUACCCCCCUCUCUCCAUAUCGCUCCCUCUCAGACCCGGACUGAUGUUUGCAUUCAUCUCUCAUGUUGUCUCAUUUUUCCAUAUUGCUGGAUCACCAACACACAGCUGAUGUGCAGCACAGUGAAUGUCUGGGUGCACAUUUGCACACAUACAAAUACACAGCCCACAAAUGUUUGGGCUCCAAGGCCUGCAGUAUGUAUCUGUGAACAUACACAUACCUCAUCGCUGCGAAGAGGAACCCUGCUGUCAGAUGGAAGGAACAUCAAUGAACCUGUGUCAGCUCUUUGUCUGUUGUCACAGUGAUGGACAUUGUCUCAAGCUCUUUGAACAAAUGGUGGAGUCGCUGUUAAGCUCUCUGCAGUCAGCAUUAGCAUGACCAGAGGAGGUCAAUCAGGUCAUUAUACAGUAGCUGUAUUUGUGAUUUGAGUAUCAAACUAGUAUCAAUAUCUAAGAUUUUACACUUCCUCUCUUUUAGAUUUGACAAAGCAAAUCUUAAAGCAUUCAGCAAAAAUCUACAUCCACAUUACAUAAUUUUUGUCAGUGGUUUUAUAUAGCAAAAUGUAUGACUGUGCCAAUUGCACAUACGCUACACCCAAUAACAGAACUGCAUACGUGGCCACUGCUGUCUGUGUCUGUUUUGGAGUAUAUCAGGACUUAUUUUUUUCCAGGAUGGAAUAAUAACGUCAGAGCAACUACAAUGAUGGCUUUCAGGAGUUCGCCUGGAACGACCAAACCACAAGUAAGUCUGUUUCUCUCUGCCGUUGUUUGUUCACAUAGAGCCUAACGUUAGCUAGCUGUCACAUGGCUAGCGCUAGUUCCAGCAGGAUUCUGCCAGACCAGCAUAACAUCAGUUAAAGUCAACUUCAACUCAGCCGGUUCUAUGUGAGAAAACAACAGCAGAGAGAAACAGACUUACUUGCUGUUUGAGAGUUCCCGGUGAACCCAUGGAGGCCUUUGACAUAGGUUUGCGAUGAUGCCAGAGGCUUCGAUGUGUGAGGGGAAUGCUGGUUCAGGAAGAAUGACGUUCUGUAUGCAGAUGUAAAUCACGCUCUCCUUGCCCCCUCCCCUCAGAUCCAACCUCGAGAAAACACAGAGCAGUGGACACAGCACUAUAAGACAGCUGAAGACUGUAUGCAUAGUUCUGCAUUUAUUUAUUUAUUUAUUUAUUUUUUCCUGGCCCCUGGUGUCCGUCCAGACAAGAUAUCACUUACUCACAGUAGAUACAGUAAGACCAAUUGGACCAAUAAAUCAGUACUUUGACAAAUCACCUCCUCUGGUAAUACCUGCAGCGAUUGUAAAGAGCAUCAGUUGACAACACUAUUGAGGUACAUGCCAAGAAGUCCCAACACUACAUGCUCCCACAUCGAUCUUCAUGCUCCAUCUGCCUGGUGCAGCUCUUGCACACCAUCGCUGACUCUGCCAAACAACAGCAGUAGAGGAGAAGCUGCUUAUCUCCACCUGCUGCUGUUCUCACUCUGUCCAUCAACCUUAUUGUGUAACGUAUAUGUAGUGAUGUCCAGAACUCUAAAGAAAAACCUGAUGUGAGUAUAGAAGGAUUCUAUGUAUAAAUGAAACAAAAUGUAAAAAAAAAUAAAAAUAAACUCAUUGCAAACAGUUGCUAAGCUAAGGCUUAAAGUGCACUUCAUGAAGAUAACUGCUAAUCUCACCAGCCUGCUUUAAAAAGGGAAAAACCGCCAUACCGUCCAAGCAAAGCGCAGUGUUUACUAGUGUAUUUGGUGUUCUUCAGCUCUGGCUACUUGACUUUAUUACUUUAUAAUCUUUUCAACUAUUAAGAGACUGAAUAAUGCUUUCUAGCGGGGGAGCUUUUACAUCAUAGAUUGUAUAAUGUCUGAAAGACGGAUGGGAGAACCUUGAACAGAGUCCUUUUGCUAAAGAUCUCAAAUUGAUGUUUUUUUUGUAAAUGAUGUGAUUUUUAUGUCCACUCGUGUUACUUUCACACAGUACAUGUUUUUUGUGUAGGUUUUAAUGAUAUUGUGUGCAAUGUGACUACAUAUUUAACUAUUGGUAUUUAGUUAGUUUGUUAAUUGUACAUUGAGUUCUAGAAUUGUGUAAAUGUGACCCAUUAUUUUUGUGUAACAAAUUGUGCUUGUGACAAUAAAUUCUUAUUGGUUACGUGGCUUCCA